Molecule: messenger RNA, 771 nt
Organism: Daldinia caldariorum
Lineage: Eukaryota; Fungi; Ascomycota; Sordariomycetes; Xylariales; Hypoxylaceae
Product: TATA-box-binding protein
Exons: 4
Coding region: 1-771 (256 amino acids)
Biological process (GO): DNA-templated transcription initiation
Molecular function (GO): RNA polymerase II general transcription initiation factor activity; DNA binding
Source: RefSeq, a predicted model, not a curated record
AUGGAAUCUAUUCAUACGCACCCGGCUACUGCCGCGCAAGCCAAGGCUUUUACCGCGCCCGGUUCUCUCUCCUUCCCUGGCGGUGCUGGUGAACUCACACCGCCUUCUUUCGAUGCUGAUAAGGCGAACGGCCAGAGACCCGUAAACGGCGCUCCUCAGCAGGCUGCAAACGGUACCGGGGUGACUCCCGCUACACCCGCUGCUACGCCUGCGGCUGUUCAAGGGGGAAGUGGUUUGACUCCUACCUUGCAGAAUAUCGUCGCCACGGUCAACCUUGAGUGCCGUUUGGAUUUGAAGACGAUUGCCCUCCAUGCUCGCAACGCCGAGUACAACCCGAAGCGUUUUGCUGCCGUCAUUAUGCGUAUCCGCGAACCCAAAACAACUGCGCUGAUUUUUGCUUCUGGCAAGAUGGUUGUUACCGGUGCUAAGUCGGAAGACGACUCGAAACUCGCCUCGCGCAAAUAUGCUCGUAUCAUCCAGAAGCUUGGUUUCAACGCGAAAUUCAGUGAUUUCAAGAUCCAGAACAUCGUUGGCAGCUGCGACAUCAAGUUCCCUAUUCGGCUCGAGGGUCUUGCCUCGCGUCAUCACAACUUCAGUUCUUACGAACCUGAGCUGUUCCCCGGUCUAAUCUACCGCAUGAUCAAGCCCAAGAUCGUGCUCCUGAUUUUCGUUAGCGGUAAGAUUGUCUUGACCGGCGCGAAGGUACGAGAGGAGAUCUACCAGGCAUUCGAAAUGAUUUACCCUGUGUUACAAGAUUUCCGCAAGAUCUGA